This is a messenger RNA of Pieris macdunnoughi, 1395 nucleotides long. The record is from the annotation of a GenBank genome assembly. Lineage: Eukaryota; Metazoa; Arthropoda; Insecta; Lepidoptera; Pieridae.
AUGAUAAUUUUUAUCGUUAGGUGGAAAGCAAUUUGCUAUCACUACGUGAGAAGAAAGCGGCAAGUUACGAGGUAUAGGAAUGGAGACGCCUAUACAACUACACAGGUAUAUUACGAACGAGUGAACACUCACAGUGCUAGUACAUCAUUCGCACAUGCUUGUUGUGGACAACGGGACGCAUCACGAAACUUGGUUUUGGACACGAAAACCCCUAUCACCAAAGUGAGGUUCAGCAAAGGAUUCGCUUUUGCAAACAUUGAAGCGGCUAGCGAAUUCGAAGAUCAAAGGUCAAGAUUCUUCGCGGAACAUGAAAGGUUUGAUGAUUUUAUGGAAAUGCGUGAGGGGUUAGAUUUAAUUGGAGUCAGUUCGUUCAAGGAGUAUAUGGUAGCUUAUAGGGAUACCGAUCGAUGUCCGUGGUAUGCCUCUCAACUACUAUUCUGGAGCUUGUCUUGUCUUCUCCUAUCCUGGCCCCUUAGGAUCGUGAUAGAAUGCAACACGGCGUAUGUGCAUUAUACGAUAACAAAGAUAUUCGGCACAAAUUACGAACUGGAUCCGAGUAGACAACUAGACUUAGACACACAUCUCUCAGACACUAUGCCUCCAGUGCCAGCAACUAAUUACGCUUGGGCUCUUGCAGACGAGCAGAGCGCAGUUCUUUGUUCGGCCCCAAGGCCACCAAGAACCCUUCCUCUUUCCCACGCCUCAACCGUUGAUAGCCUAGAACUCUUCGCAGCAAUCCGAGGUAAUUGUGCCAUUGUUCCAUCUUACUCAGAAGCCAUGCGUAUAGAUGCAGCCUUACGGGAAGAACCUGCUGAUAACGCUUCGAACCCUGGAGUUCUUAUAGACAUAGAAUCUGAGAGACCCCGACCAGCUAUCAAAGCUGCAUCCUUCGAUGAACCUCCUCGACGGGCCAAAGUAACUAUAACUGGUACGCACUCCAGCCACAACAUUGCUGAUAUAAAUCAAGCCAAGCAGCUGAAUCGAAGGUCGUGGGCGGGAGUCAUUACAUCGGCAAGGAGUGCAAGACAGAUCAUAGACGAUUUAGCUAGUAACGUCAAUUAUGAGCAAAUACCAGAGACAGUACCUAGACAAAGGGAAAACGCUGUCUAUUACUCCAGGGAGUUGUCCCCUAUUUCGUCUAGAGAUCCUUUUGGUGGUCGAGAACAAACAACGCCUACGGAUGAACCCCCUUCUUAUGAAGAAGCGCUAAAACUGCCAGCCCUGCGCAAGUUAACUAGAUCUAUAACUGGAACUGACUUCGCUGGCCCCAGAAGAGCAUUCUUGAGGGACGUUCUUUCGAAUAGACGGUCCUGUUUGGAAGGUGUAGGAGUUCUAGCGGGAGCCAAAGUAGUUAGGUUACCGUGUAGCGAAUCUGGCGAGGAAACUCAUCUAUAA